Molecule: messenger RNA, 360 nt
Organism: Mesocestoides corti
Lineage: Eukaryota; Metazoa; Platyhelminthes; Cestoda; Cyclophyllidea; Mesocestoididae
Source: the annotation of a GenBank genome assembly
AUGCUUGCCGAUCACCAGUCGUCUCAGGCCGCUCCCGCCAGUGCGCUGUCAACUGAAUGCCUCACCAACAGUAUCUUGGAGUUUUCCUAUGAUCUGGAGAACGGUGUAACGCUUGAGUCCUGGCAAAUGGCCAAAACGCUCCCCGCCGGAGAUCUUCAGCAGUUGUUCUUUCAACGACGCAAUUCCCUCUGCGUUAUAGACGGCUACUUGGUGUUCAAAGAACGCACUGUGGUGCCUAUCUCACUACGCUUGCGAGUUCUUUGUCGAUUUCAUACUAGCCAUCCCGGCAUCGGUCGCAUCAGUCUGUCGCCCGCAGUUACGAUUGCAAGCCAAAUAUGGAUCAGCAAAUUGCAGACCUAG